Messenger RNA from Danio rerio (zebrafish), 2772 nucleotides. Lineage: Eukaryota; Metazoa; Chordata; Actinopteri; Cypriniformes; Danionidae. The record is from RefSeq and is a predicted model, not a curated record.
CAUCAGUAGGAGGGCGGUUGGCGCGUUUGGGGGUGGUGCUGUUGUGUUUCUGUGUUGUCCCCCCUCCACCUCUUCCUCCUCCUCACUGCUGCUGUUCAGCGGAGGAUGGCGGAGGCAGUCCCUGUCCAGCGAGACUCAUUCGGCUGCAGUUUACAGCUCGCUCCACUCCUUCAGGCGCUCCACUGCUCCUGCCAGAUAUCCAGUAGCAUUCUGGGAUCGGGUAAGGUGGAGAGCCGUGGUUCGCUCUCUCGUGUCCCCAGUACCGUCUCGCAAACCUCUACAGGAUUAGGAAUGGAGAGCAGUCAACCAAUCAGCAUCACAGACCCAAGUUCACGCCGAAAGAAGAAACGCAGAAGAGCCGGAGACAGUUUCACAGGCAAAUUUUGUGAUCUAUACAGGCUGACGGAUGAGCUGCUGGGUCAGGGAGCUUAUGCCAAAGUCCAGGGCUGUGUGAGUUUACAAAAUGGCACGGAGUAUGCGGUAAAGAUAAUCGAGAAGAAUGCUGGUCACAGUCGCAGCCGAGUUUUUAGAGAGGUGGAGACGCUUUACCAGUGUCAAGGAAACAAGAACAUUCUGGAGCUGAUUCAGUUUUUUGAAGAUGACAGCUGCUUUUAUCUGGUGUUUGAGAAGUUACGUGGAGGUUCCAUUUUGACACACAUCCAGAGUCGAAAAUACUUCGACGAGAGAGAAGCGAGUCGUGUGGUCAGGGAUAUAGCAAAUGCACUAGACUUUCUGCACAACAAAGGUAAACAUUGUAUGUGUACUCUACAGCCUACUAACCAUGAAUCAGCAUCAGUCUGUUUAUUUACACUUGUCUCUAUUUUUCCCACAGGAAUCGCCCACCGUGAUCUUAAGCCUGAAAAUAUCCUCUGUGAAUAUACUGAUAAGGUUUCCCCUGUGAAGAUCUGUGAUUUUGAUCUUGGCAGUGGAGUAAAGCUGAACAGUGCCUGUACCCCAAUUACCACCCCUGAGCUCACCACACCGUGUGGCUCAGCAGAGUACAUGGCUCCUGAGGUGGUGGAGGUCUUCACGGACGAAGCUUCAUUCUAUGAUAAGCGAUGUGACCUCUGGAGCCUCGGGGUCAUUCUCUACAUCCUGCUUAGCGGGAGUCCGCCAUUUACUGGCCAUUGUGGCACCAACUGUGGCUGGGAACGAGGAGAAACAUGUCGUUCCUGCCAGAAUAAUCUGUUUGAGAGGAUUCAGGAGGGAAAGUAUGAGUUCAGCGAUGGAGUCUGGACACAGAUAUCAGCUGAUGCCAAAGAUCUGAUCUCGCGGCUACUGGUGCGAGAUGCCACUUUACGGCUAAGUGCCGCUCAGGUCCUGCAGCAUCCCUGGGUGCAGGGGAAUGCACCUGAAAGAGUUCUUCCAACUCCUCGUGUUCUACAAAGAAACUGCAGCACUAAAGAUCUGACGCAGUUUGCAGCUGAAGCCAUCGCGUUUAACCGGCAGCUGUCGCAACAGGAAGAAGAGCAGGAAGACUUUGGCGCUGUCGUCUGCUCCAUGAGGCUUUCUCCGCCUUCUAACUCUAGACUUGCCCGUCGUCGAGCACAGUCUCAAGCACUACGCAACAAUACCUGAAGUCAACCCGCUGCACAGGUGCAUUAUAACCGUUCAGACACUUCAGAAACACACAAAUGCGCAUGCACCAGGUACUACCAGACUAACCUUAUGUGUACUAAACCAUGCACACGUCUUUAAUUCAUUUCGCAGGUCUGCUUGGUCGUCUUUCUGUUCACCUAUUGUGGGUUUGGUAUCAGAAUGUUUAUAAUUAUCGUCAUAUAUUUAUGGCUGGUGGUGAUUGUUAGUCAGAUAUAAAAAAGUGCUCGGCUAUGUGGGAGGGAAUAGACCAUUUUAUUUUAAUGUAACGAUGACAUUCGCAUCGCUUUUAAAUGUAAGUUAGCGUUUCUAUUCUUAAAACAAGUUUUAUUAUUUUUAAAAACCACUUUAGUUACUGUGAAGCACUGGACCUCUUGCUCUGUCACUUUUUUUACUUUUAUUUUUUUACAAUAUUUAAGCAGUUGUAAGUAUUAAAUAAUUUUUUGCUUUAUUUUCGCUAUGUACUGUAAAGCCAUGCUGCCUGACAGUAACAUACCAUAGAAUUGCGUAUUAUUAUGAGAGGUACGAUGAGGUAUUAUAGAUAUUUGACUUGUUACUUUUUAGCUUAAACUGUAUUUAUUGCAUAGUAUAUUUUUGUCAUUUCAGAUGAUUAUAUAUUUCUUUUAAUGUAUUUUUUUUGCAUUAUUUUCUUGUCAAUGUGAAGUAUUUUUUUAUGCAUGAGGGCAAAGAACAUAUUCGGUAAUGAGAUAGAUUAAGUUUUAAUUUUUUGAUUUGCAUUCAGUGGAAAUUGUGCCAUUUUCAGGCUUGGGGGCAGAGCUCCUGAUGUGCAAAAUAACUAAAUUACCUCUCAAAAUUGCCUUUUGUAUUAUCAAAUCGAGUUAUUUUUCCUGUUAUUUGUUGCAGAUUGAGCUGAGAUGAAAUGGUAAGAAUUUAGUGAUUGUCCAUGUAUUAUUUAUUUCUGUACCUUCAUGAGAAUUUGUUAGUAUACAUUUCUUGUACCAGGGAUGACACUAGAGGGCGCUACCUCAUAUUAAUGCCCAUGUUCUCAGCACUCAGCCAGUAUGAUACUGAUGGAGUAUCUCAGUCUACGUUCAGGAAUGGUGUAAAUUGAAUGGCCAUUUAACCCCUAAUAAACUCUGGGACAGAUUGUGGGGCAGGGGUGUUCAUUUGGUUUUCCAAUUUUGAGAAAUAAAGCAAUUUGCACUGAACCAAGAA